AUGCGCACCCCCAAUUGGAGCUAUGUGCCCAGCAAGAGACGCAAGGCGGGGGCGGCCGGCGGCGAUGAGGGGCAGCAGGCCGACCAGCCCGCGAAGGCCCUGGAGGACAUGUCCAUCGACGAGUUCCUGGCCGGCGGUUUCCUGGAGGCGCAGCCCCCCGCUGGUGGUGGUGUGGGUGCUGGCCCGCCUUCUGACGACGACAAUGAGCUGUUGGACGGCGAUGCGGCGCUAGACAGUGAUUUGGGCAGCGGCAGCAGCGGUGAGGAUGAGCCUCGAGUAGCCGUGCCCACACUGGCCAGCAACAAGCGGGGCAAGCGGCAGGCAGCUCAGGCUGCAGCGGGCAGGAGGAGCAAGCAGGCAGAAGAGCAGCGGCAGCAGUCAGUAACGCCGUCAGACAGCGAGGGUGACAAGGAGGAGGGAAGUGAGGGCGAGGGCGAGAGCGGAGGUGACAGCGGCAGCAGCAGCGAUGGGGAGCAAGAUGAGGAUGCAGCCGAGCAUGGAAUGGCUGGCGGCGGCAAGGCGGUGCUCAAGGCUGAGAUGGCUGCACACAAGUCGCAAUUGGAGGCGCUGAAGCAGCAGGAUCCCGAGUUCUACGCCUACUUGCAGUCCACCGACCAGGAGCUGCUCAAUUUCGGCCAGGAAUCGGAGGAUGAGCUGGACAGCGAUGAGGAGGUCGAGGAGGGUGGAGAGGGGCCAGCAGGCGAGGGCGAACAGGGGCUGGCUGAAUACGGCCAGCAGCAGAAAUUGGGUGGUGUCACCUUGGCCAUGGUGGAGGGCUGGUGCCAGGCGGCGCGCGACAAUGCCAGCAUUGGUGCAGUGCGCAACAUCAUGAAGGCUUACCGUGUGGCCUGCCACUAUGGCGACAGCGAGGAGCAGGUGGAAGAGAGCAUGCGCAUUGCCAGCAGCGCCGUCUACAACAAGCUGAUGCUGUUUGUGCUGCGUGAGAUUGACGGCAUCUUUCAGCGCGUGCUGUUGGAAGGUGCCAGCGCCAAACAGAAGCAGCAACCUCUCGCUGCAGCAUCGCUGGUGAGGUUGCCACGCUGGAAGAAGGCUGACCCGCUGGUGAAGAGCUACUUGGGCAAUACGCUGCAUCUGCUGGGCGCUCUGACUGAUGGCGCCAUGCUGACCUUCAUCCUGCGUCGCCUGCGCGCCUCCACCUUGCUGCUGGCACCGUACGAGAAGCUGCAGCGCCGGCUUCUCAAGAUGGCGUUCAGCCUGUUUGGGUCGGCUGACAAUGCGACGCGCGUGCAGGCCAUCCUGCUGGUGCGGCAGAUGGCGCUGGAGCUGCCGCAGCCUGCUUUGGACAACUGCCUCAAGGGCGUGUACCGUGCUUUCAGCACCAAUGCCAAGUUUGUCAACGCUGCCAGCGUGCCCCAGAUCAACUUUAUGGCGGCGGCGGUGGUCGAGAUGUACGGCAUCAGCGCAGCCGCCUCAUACCAGCAUGCCUUCAGCUUCAUCCGCCAGCUGGCUGUGCUGCUGCGGUCGGCCCUGACCAGUAAGAGCAAGGAGGCAUAUCGUGAGGUGUACUGCUGGCAGACUAUCAACUGCUUGGAACUGUGGGCCAAGCUUCUCGCGGCCAAGGCGGACGAGCCUGAACUGCGUCCCCUCAUUUACCCAGUCACGCAGGCGCGCACCCUACUGCUCCUGUUGGGGGUGGCCCGGUUGGUGCCCGCGCCUGCAUACUUCCCGCUGCGCCUGCGCUGCGCUCGCGCUCUCAACCGGCUGGGCGAGGCCACCAGUACUUUCAUCCCGGUGGCACCCGUCCUGCUGGAGGUGCUGCAAUGGAGCGACCUUCGCAAGGCACCCAAGCCAAGCACGGGCCAGCACCCCGACGUGCUGCUGCAGCUACGCGUCAGCAAGGCCAACCUGCGUAGCGCGCAGUACCAGGAGGAAGUCAUCGGGCAGGUGAUGGAGCUGCUGGCAGAGCAUCUGGCCUGUUGGGGCUGCCACAUUGCCUUUCCCGAGCUCUCCUUUCUCACCCUCAGUCAGCUGCGCAAGUUCAUGAAGAACACGCCAGUAGACCGCUUCAGGCAAGGGCGCAUUGGUGUGGACUUUUCGCCCAAAGAUCUAGCUCAAGUGUCCACGUUCCUGGCAGGGGAGAACGUGGCCAAACAAGCGCCAAUACAGCAGUAUGCGCGCUCGCUACUGACCCGUGCAAGGCAGCGACUUCAGAUGCGGCUUGCUGAUUCGGUGGACCUGGGCAGCGGGCCAGGCGCGGCAGAAGAUGACAGGUAG
Chlorella variabilis is the source of this 2235-nucleotide messenger RNA. RefSeq lists its product as hypothetical. Gene Ontology annotation, biological process: ribosomal large subunit biogenesis. The transcript is spliced from 14 exons. Gene Ontology annotation, cellular component: Noc2p-Noc3p complex; nucleoplasm; Noc1p-Noc2p complex. The coding region runs from base 1 to 2235 and encodes 744 amino acids. The record is from RefSeq and is a predicted model, not a curated record. Lineage: Eukaryota; Viridiplantae; Chlorophyta; Trebouxiophyceae; Chlorellales; Chlorellaceae.